AAAUUUGGGCUGAAAAGAAAUGUAUCCGUGAUGCGUGAGUUAGUGGGGCAGUUUUCGGAUUUUUGUGUUAAUGCUGUUAGUGCUAUACUUUUAUUUAUGCCCUUCGAGAACUUUAGUUUUGAUGCAUAUAAAGACUUCAUAUUAGUAUAACCUGGUAUAUUGUUGGCAUUAAAGUAGAAUAUUUUGAUAAGUGCGAAGAAGAAACCACGUACCGUCCACAUCAAGUGACAACCACAGAAUUGCAUUGCUUUUGAAUAUGAACCUUACAAUUUAAGUUUUAAAUGUUUCCCUUAUAGGAACUAUAGGAUUGCCCUUCUUCUCCAUUUCACGAAAUUGGACAACACUGUAAAUUAAAUGCCUGGUUUGGUUCUAUAAUACUCCUUCACCAGCAUGGUAUCUCAUAGGUUAAUAUUUGCCUUAAGUAGAACGAGAGUUUUAACACAGUUUGUGAUCAUCUGUGAUUCAGAUAUUCCAGUAAUUUUAAAUUCUGAAAUGGCUGUAAUUUAAAAAACAUUAUUAAAUUAACUAAACAACUAAAAUUACUGAACCCAUUGCAGACACUGAACUGAAUGUUGUUGGAAUCACAGAUAAAUGUUUUGAGGUGCUGGAUAUUAACCACAAACAUAGAGUGGAAAACAAAACUGAAGGUACAAAGGAAUAGUUUUGUGGUGCUGAAUGUAAUUGUUGUGAACAAAGUCAAAUGCAAGAUUUUCAUACUCCAGAACAUGUGUUCUCUCCAGUAGUACAUUUUGGUCAGAGAGGCAAGGUUAAAAGAUCACAUUCAUCAAGCAUGAAGUCAGCUCAAAGAAAAAAGUGUUCAGUUGUUAACCAGGAACCCAGAGAACUUAAUGGGAUCAAAAUUAAAGGUGAUGACUGUACUGAAGACACUGAACCUGCUGUUGGGACCGGGCAUCUGUAUGUUGAUCUGAGGCUUCCUGAAGGCUGGAGAAGGAGUGUUGUGCAGAGAAAGAAGGGUGCAACAGCUGGCAAAUUUGAUGUCUAUAUUUUCAGUCCUGAAGGAAAAAAAUUCCGCUCAAAAAGGGAGUUGAAACGAUUUCUGCGUGGGACUGCUUUAUAUUUAAAUGCUGAUGACUUUGAUUUUUCUGUGAAUGGGAGAGCUGUUAAAUUGGCAGGAGACCCUGAAAUUAUCAACAGAACAAUUCAGGAUUCAGAUUUAAUUGAUGACAGGGAAAUAGCCAAUGAGAUAUCAGCAGAAUCUGACUGCAGAAAUUUUCAGGUUAAUGCCGAAGACCUGUGGUACAAGAAUGGCCCAAAUAUGAAUUUUGUGGAUGGUUCUGAGAGCAGGGAAGCAGAUACAUCAGUGCAGCCAUCUUCGACAUGUACUCUGAAAUCAAAUGAGUCUCUGGGUAUAUCCCGAAGAGUAACGAGUACCUAUUUUGCUGGUCAUGGAAUGUGUAAAAGAAUUUCAAGCACACUUCAUGAUUCAGAUAUAAGAGACAGCAAGGUGAAAAGAGUUCACAGUACCAGUUCAGUACAAGACGAGCCAACGCUUGUGUUUAAAAGAAUUCAUGAAGAAGAGACUGAAGAAACGACACCAAAGUUUGAUAAUAAAAUACUCCAUUAUAAUAUUGAUGACCUGGUCUACAACACCUUUCCCUCUGAUAAAAAUCUGCUGAAGAGUAAUGUAAUAACAAAGUGGACACCCCCUCGCUCACCUUUCAAUUUGGUACAAGAACACUUGCACCAUGAUCCUUGGCAGCUGCUUGUUGCUACAAUCUUUCUGAACCGUACUCAAGCUGAGGUAGCUCUUCCUUCACUGUUCAAAUUUUUUGCUUCUUGGCCGACACCUGAAUCAAUAAUAGAUGCAAAUCAGUUGGACAUUGUUCAGUUCCUACGUCCAUUGGGUUUACAAGAGACACGUGCCUAUGCUAUCAAGCGAAUGUCCCGAGAUUAUGUGACAAAGAAUUGGAAGAAUGCAAAAGAACUGUUUGGAAUUGGAAAGUAUGGAAACGAUUCUUACAAGAUUUUCUGUGUCAAUCAGUGGAAAUCAGUGAGACCAACUGAUGUGAAACUCAAAAAAUAUGUGAACUGGCUGUGGACCAACCACAGAUCUCUUGGAUUGUGUUGAGAGUUGUAGCUGGUGAAAAUACAAUGCUUUGGCUACUUGAUUGUUGUACAGGAAUGAUUUUAAGAUUAUAAUAUUUUAAGAGUGGACAUAUAGAAAUUAAAAUUACCUGAAAGUA
Molecule: messenger RNA, 2204 nt
Organism: Cryptotermes secundus
Lineage: Eukaryota; Metazoa; Arthropoda; Insecta; Blattodea; Kalotermitidae
Exons: 7
Coding region: 701-2089 (462 amino acids)
Biological process (GO): base-excision repair
Cellular component (GO): nucleus
Molecular function (GO): DNA binding; catalytic activity
Source: RefSeq, a predicted model, not a curated record